Molecule: messenger RNA, 705 nt
Organism: Aureobasidium vineae
Lineage: Eukaryota; Fungi; Ascomycota; Dothideomycetes; Dothideales; Saccotheciaceae
Source: the annotation of a GenBank genome assembly
UUCUGGGAUGAUUGCGACAAUGCCGAUUUCGAAAUCCAUUGCGCUGCGGAAGUCUUCAAGGUUCACAAGGCUAUCCUUUGUUCUCAUUCUGAAGUCCUCGCCAAGAUAUGCGAUAGCCGCUCUUUCAAUGCGCUCUCUGGAGUCCUUGUCCUCAAAGUACACCCUUACCAAGGCAAGAUCGACAACCUUGGUGAUGGUUAUGACCCAGAGAUCGUUCAAGAGAUGAUCCACUACUUCUAUCACCUUGAGCUGUCGCCCAAAGCUAGAGUAAUCUCGCCUUGGAUGUGCGAGGUUGUCCACGUCGAACCGUCCCUUGUCUAUCCCGCCAGAAUCUACGUGCUGGCCGAGAAGUACUUCAUUGAAGGAUUGAAGACAAAAGUCAUGGAAGGCUUUGAUAAUAGUCUGUGUCGCGAGCCGAAGCACCCAGAACUCAUCGAAGCUUGCCACAUCAUCUACAAGAAGACCGUGGAGCCAGCUGGCGAAAAGGGCUUGAAGACCAUUGUGGCAAAGUCGUUGGCAGAGAAGUUGGAGAAAGUCAAGGAGUCUGAGAUGCACGACAAAUUAUUCCAAGAGAUCCCAGAGCUGGCUUUUCGCGUUCUGAAAGAGGUUCUCAAGCCUAGACCUGAACCAACUCUCUGCCCUUGUCGCAGCCCCUGGCGCUCAGAACAAAGCAAGUCUGCUCUGCUCCUUCAAAUGCAAGCAGGU